Messenger RNA from Ochlerotatus camptorhynchus, 529 nucleotides. Its product is annotated as endocuticle structural glycoprotein SgAbd-3-like. Lineage: Eukaryota; Metazoa; Arthropoda; Insecta; Diptera; Culicidae. Gene Ontology annotation, cellular component: chitin-based extracellular matrix. The coding region runs from base 67 to 474 and encodes 135 amino acids. The record is from RefSeq and is a predicted model, not a curated record. The transcript has 3 exons. Gene Ontology annotation, molecular function: structural constituent of chitin-based larval cuticle.
UGUUCCAAGUGUUACAAGUGUUUAGAUUUGGAGUUUGUUUUCCAUCACGUUGAAUAUUGGUCUAGGAUGGCGUUCAAAGGGCUUAUUUUGCUGAGUGUGAUAUUAGUAGCAAGUGGUCAGCAGACAAAGUCGGGAUCAAGAUUCAAGGAUAUACCGAUAGUGUCCCACGAGAAUGUACUGGAAGUUGACGGAAAGUUUAGAUACAGCUAUGAAGGCGGAGACGGCACCAGAGCUGUUCAGGAUGGUCAACAGAUUGUGGUGAACAACCAGGCGGGGACGGCUUCUCAAGGACAAUACACUUAUCAGGGCGACGAUGGGAAAACCUACAGUGUAUCCUACACGGCCGACGAGAAUGGCUACCGUCCAUCGGCAGAGCACCUUCCGACGCCUCCACCCGUUCCAGCACCGAUAGCACGGGCCCUGGCGUUUCUCGCCACUCUGCCACCUCAGAAAGAAAACAAUAGGAAAUUUUGAGUUCUUCAAGUGUAAUGUUAAAUUUUUGUACAUGAAAGUGUUGCUAAGAAAGUUA